Messenger RNA from Lolium rigidum, 700 nucleotides. RefSeq lists its product as uncharacterized. The record is from RefSeq and is a predicted model, not a curated record. Lineage: Eukaryota; Viridiplantae; Streptophyta; Magnoliopsida; Poales; Poaceae. The transcript has 5 exons. Bases 149 to 700 code for a protein of 183 amino acids.
UAUAAGCUUUGUCCAGAAUAUGUGGACAGCGACCAAUGGCGUGAACUUGUCAACUAUUGGAAAUCCAAAGAAGGAAGGGCAGUUAGUGAGAAGAACAAAAUUAGCCGAGCAUCUGUGAAAACAUCUCAUACAGCUGGUACAAAGAGUUAUGCUCGUUGGGCUGAGGACCUUCGACAAGAAGAUCCUCGAAAAGAAACAACCACAUAGAGCGAAGGUUUAUUUAGCGACUCAUAGAAAAAAAGAUGAAGAAAGAAAUAAACAUGUGGCUGACUUGGCUGACUUGGAAAAGCUAAUACAUAACGAACCAGAGCUAGCACAAAGUGACCAUGGAAAAGUUGCAUGGAAAGGUGAUGCCUUACAUACAAUUUUGGGGGAAGAAAAGCCUGGACAAGUGCAUGGCAUGGGUUUGCUUCCAGUGCCUAACCAAGUUUAUGGUCGGUUACCACGCUAUCUCAAGAACAUCAAUAUGACUACAACAAACGGGUCAUCACAUGCCGGAGAGAGUGAUGUUAUGGAGGAAAUAGCAAAGCUCAAGCGGCGUAUAGAAGAGCAGGACCAACGCAUAGAAGAGCAAGACCAAAUUAUUGAAGGAUUUAGAAACCAGGAUGAAGCCAAUUUCCGCCAAGGCAAUGAUGAAUUUCAGUCGGAAGUACCACAAAAUAGAAGAAAGGUAUUUGCUAAUGUACCAGGCAUGUGUUAG